AUGGAUGGCACCUCGCACUUCACUCGCAUCAAGGACGCCCCCGAGACACUGAACCCCAUCACGGGGCGAAGCAUCUAUUACGGGAUGCGACCGUGGCGCUGCGACGAUCGAUUUCAAGACUGGCUCAAGUCUUUUACGUGCUUUGACUCAGUUAGUGUGCAAUACAACCUGUUGAAGCUGUUUGCUCAGUGCGCCCGCUCCCAAGAAGGAGAGGAGCCGAUCGACAAUUACCAUCGACUGGGCCGAGCAGAGGUUAUGUAUUACGUCGAGCGCUAUCGCAGUGGCAUGAUGCGGACGGGGGUACUGGAGACUUACCCGUAUGACCAAAAUGAACUGCGGCGGAUUGCAGAAGAGGAUGGGCUGAAAAUGCGGGUGUGGCGUCACCAGCGGGAGCUCGAGAUGGAGUCGAAGGAGGGCAAGAUCGAUGAGGUACUGCACAUGAACGUCAUGCGGCGAGGCAAGCCCUGA
Molecule: messenger RNA, 468 nt
Organism: Leishmania mexicana MHOM/GT/2001/U1103
Lineage: Eukaryota; Euglenozoa; Kinetoplastea; Trypanosomatida; Trypanosomatidae
Exons: 1
Coding region: 1-468 (155 amino acids)
Source: RefSeq, a predicted model, not a curated record